Leptosomus discolor (cuckoo roller) is the source of this 5796-nucleotide messenger RNA. It is a transcript of the gene F5, whose product is annotated as coagulation factor V. Gene Ontology annotation, cellular component: plasma membrane. The record is from RefSeq and is a predicted model, not a curated record. Gene Ontology annotation, molecular function: copper ion binding; oxidoreductase activity; signaling receptor activity. Lineage: Eukaryota; Metazoa; Chordata; Aves; Leptosomiformes; Leptosomidae.
AUGACGCUCCACUGUAUGCGGCUUUUUCUCUUGCUUUUGCUUGGUUCCUGGUGGCCAGACUCAGAGAAGCAUGUGGUGGGAGCUGUGAAGGUCAGGGAGCACUAUAUAGCUGCUCAGAUCACUAGCUGGACCUACAAACCGGCAUCUGAGGAGAAGUCCAGAUUGGAACAUACAGAUCCUGUGUUUAAGAAAAUUUCUUACAGAGAAUAUGAAGUGGAUUUUAAAAAAGAAAAGCCAGCAAACGUAUUUGCAGGACUUCUGGGACCAACUCUGCGUGCUGAAGUGGGAGAUACUUUAGUAGUUCACCUUAAGAAUAUGGCUGACAAGCCAGUCAGUAUUCAUCCCCAAGGCAUAGUUUACAACAAAAAUGCAGAAGGCUCCCUGUAUGAUGACAGAACAUCAUCUGCAGAAAAACGAGAUGAUGCUGUACUUCCGGGCCAGGUCUACACAUACGUGUAUGAUAUAACAGAAGAUGUUGGUCCAAGAGAAGCUGACCUUCCUUGUCUUACUUAUGCGUAUUAUUCUCACGAGAACAUGGCAAUGGAUUUUAACUCUGGUCUGAUUGGAGCACUGCUUAUCUGUAAGAAAGGAAGCCUAAAUGAGGAUGGGUCACAGAAACUUUUCGACAAGGAGUAUGUACUGAUGUUUGGCGUGUUUGAUGAAAACAAGAGUUGGCAAAGAACAGCAUCACUCAAGUACACAAUUAAUGGCUAUGCUGAUGGAACGUUACCAGAUUUAGAGGCUUGUGCAUAUGACAACAUUAGCUGGCAUUUGAUAGGAAUGAGUUCCAAGCCAGAAAUUUUCUCCAUUCAUAUCAACGGCCAGUCCAUGGAGCAGACACAUCGCCGAGUUUCUACUGUAAACCUAGUGGGAGGAGCAUCAACCACAGUAAACAUGACAGUGACUGAGGAAGGAAGGUGGCUGAUAUCUUCUCUUGUCCAAAAGCACCUGCAAGCUGGAAUGCACGGUUACCUCACAAUAAGAGACUGUGGGGAUAAAGAGGUGAAGAAGAGUCGUCUCUCCUAUAAAGAACGUCUUAUGGUCAAAAGCUGGGAAUAUUUCAUUGCUGCAGAAGAAGUUACUUGGGAUUAUGCCCCAACUAUUCCAGACAGCCUUGAUAGACACUAUAAAGCACAGCACUUGGACAACUUCUCAAAUCUCAUCGGUAAAAAGUAUAAAAAGGCUGUCUUUAGGCAGUAUACCGAUGCCAGCUUCACUAAACGUCUGGAAAGUCCUCGUCCCAAGGAAACUGGAAUCUUGGGCCCUAUUAUCAGAGCUCAACUGAAUGACAAAGUCAAAGUUGUAUUCAAAAAUAAGGCCAGUCGACCCUACAGCAUUUACUUCCAUGGAGUGACACUUUCAAAGACUGCAGAAGGAGCUGAUUAUCCUCUGGAUCCCACAAGCAAUGCCACCCAGAGUAGAGGAAUUGAACCAGGGAAGACAUACACUUAUGAAUGGAAAAUUUCUAAAACGGACCAACCAACUGCACAGGAUGCGCAAUGUAUUACAAGGCUAUAUCAUAGUGCUGUAGAUAUUGAGAGAGAUAUAGCCUCUGGACUGAUUGGCCCGCUUCUGAUUUGUAAGAGUGAAGCAUUGACACAGAAGGGUGUUCAGAAAAAGGCAGAUGGGGAGCAGCAGGCAGUGUUUGCUGUGUUCGAUGAGAACAAGAGCUGGUACAUAGAGGAUAACAUCAAGGACUACUGCAGCCACCCUGCCAGUGUUAAAAGGGAUGACCCCAAGUUCUAUAACUCAAACAUAAUGCACACAAUAAAUGGCUAUGUGUCUGACAGCAGUGAAAUCCUUGGAUUUUGCCAAGAUAAUGUGAUUCAGUGGCACUUCUCCAGUAUUGGCACCUAUGAUGAGAUUGUCUCUGUUCGCCUUUCUGGGCACUCCUUUCUGUAUCAAGGGAAAUAUGAAGAUGUCUUGAACCUUUUCCCAAUGAGUGGAGAAUCGGUCACAGUGGAAAUGGACAAUGUUGGUACUUGGCUCCUAGCAUCCUGGGGUACCCCAGAGAUGAGUUAUGGCAUGAGGCUGAGAUUCCGAGACGCCAGAUGUGACUAUGAGGAAGAUUACACAUUUGAUGUUGUGGAUUUCACUUACACUAAGACUGAUAAAAAGGCUGUUUCUGCCUCAGUUGAAGAUGAUGUGCCAGAAGAUCAGGAGGAUUUGGAUUAUCAGAAUUACCUGGCUUCUUUUUACUCCAUCCGGAGCUUAAGGAAGGCAACAGGUGAUGAAGAAAAACAAAACCUUACAGCACUGGCCUGGGAACAGUAUGAAGGCACUGAUGCUAUGAAUUCUGAGGUGGCAGCUGUCUCUGGUCUGAGAGCUAUAAAUAGGAGUGAAUCCACAAACACCUCUGUGUUCUUAGAAACUCAUGUCACUCCUCUUCAGCCCAUUGAGGCUGAAACAUUCCAGUCAAAUCACACAUCACUCACAGCAGAAGAGGACUUAUUUUUAGCUAGCACAAGUGAUGGGAAGGCUAACUUGGUAUUUGAGAACAGAAGCCAAAGCAAUUAUGAAAUAGAUCACAGUAACAUGUCUGCAGGUGAACAUUUGCUGAGCAAUGGGGAAAGCCAAUUGGAUGUUGCAAGAGAGCUUCCAACUGAUGGAAAGGACAGUAAUUUUUUUUCAGAAAAGCAUCAAGAGGAAAGCCCAGGAAGAGGAAAUUAUAAUGUUAACAGUAAAAGGAAAAGGCGAAACUCACUGGCCACUAAGUUUUACGCCGUCCAAAAGAUGAAGACCCUUCUAAAUCAUGUACGACAUAAAAAUGUCUCCUUUUUUGACAACACAAGUGCAGCUCAUUCUGUGCAUCAUUCAGAGAACACAUCCGAUACAGACAUGGUGGGAACUGGUCAGCUCCCAAAUGAUUACGAUGAUGAACUGGAAGAGGAGGAAACCAAGAUGGAAAAUGCCAUGCGUGCAGUUAACUUGACGCUUGCUUUGGACCUCAUGGUAGGAGAUGGGUCUAAUGCAUCCAGCCUCUCUGAACCCAAGCUAUCCAAAGAUGAACAAGCAAACGCUUUUUCUUUAGAUCGUACAUUAGGCAAUAUAAGUCCUAAUUCCAGCCCUGCGCUAGUGAAGAACUUAGUAGAAGCAUCAUUACCCAGGGCUGGGAAAUACUCAUCUAAAAUGACAAACGAGGAAUGGAAUUUGGUGUCUGCAAAGGAGAGUCUGGGGUUGGAGGCAAAUUUAGACAAAUCUGUUAGUGGUAAGUUAAAUCAUCAUGGCAGAAAUGGUACAGCAUUCAUAAAUAAGAUGCACAUGAAGAAAUAUCGAGGGUUCUUAUAUCUAAUGGGAGAAAACCAGAAAGGGAGCAUGCACCCAACUCUGAAAGGAAAGGAGAGGAUCAAGAAUGGUACUUUGAGUACCAUCAAGAUCCGAAGGAAAAAAAAGGAAUAUCCAAAAAUGGCUCACUUGCUGAGCCCAAGGAGUAAAAAGCCCCAAAAUAUCAUCAAUUCUAUGGCAGGGUUUGGCCGUACGUUGUUGCCAGGUGAGACAAACUACACGACACUGCCAUGUUGCACUAACACCACAGGGGCACCCGGUGAGGCCAACCAUACAGCGGAUCUGAGUAGAGCCAGGCGUGGAGAGUUGCUAAAUGACACGCUUACCCCACGGCAGUUUAAGCCAUCGAUCGUGAUUGGGCUUCCCCAAGAAAAUGGAGACUAUGAGUAUUUUACGGAAGGAUCUUACGAUGAAGAAACAUCAGGUGGUGAAUAUGAAUACCAUUAUGUGAACUUCGAUGACCCAUACAUGACAGAUCCAAAAGUGAAUAUCAAUGAACAACGUAACCCAGACAACAUUGCUGAACAUUACCUGCGUAGCAAAGGGAAUGAGAGAAGAUACUACAUUGCAGCUGAAGAGGUCUGCUGGAACUAUGAAGGACAUAAAAAAAGUAAAAUGAUGAGUGACAAAACCUGUAAAGAUGGCAGCACAUAUAAGGUGAUUUUCCAAAGUUAUACAGACAGUACCUUUACAACUCUUCAGGAUGAAGAUGAAUAUAAAGAACACCUUGGCAUCCUGGGGCCAGUUAUCCAGGCUGAAGUGGACGAUGUUAUCCUAGUUCAUUUUAAGAAUCUGGCAUCCAGACCAUAUUCCCUCCAUGCUCACGGGCUCCUCUAUGAAAAGUCCUCUGAGGGAAGCUUUUAUGAUGAUGAAUCUACUCCUUGGUUUAAGGAAGAUGACAAAGUUCAGCCAAAUAACAGCUAUAUAUAUGUAUGGUAUGCAAACAGGCGAUCAGGACCUGUGCAGUCAGGAGCAGCUUGUCGGUCUUGGAUCUACUACUCCGAUUUAAAUCUGGAGAAAGAUAUUCACUCUGGUUUGAUUGGGCCAAUACUGAUCUGUCAAAAAGGAACCUUCAGUAAGUCAGACAACAGCAGAACAUCAACGCGAGACUUUUUCUUGCUUUUUAUGGUCUUUGAUGAAGAGAAAAGCUGGUACUUUGACAAACGUUCUAGAAGGCCUUGUACUGAAAAGACACAAGAAAUGCAGCAAUGCCACAAAUUCUAUGCCAUUAAUGGGAUUAGCUACAAUUUGCAAGGCUUGAGGAUGUAUGAAGGUGAACUGGUCCGAUGGCAUUUGCUGAAUAUGGGUGGGCCAAAAGACAUUCACGUUGUUCAUUUUCAUGGACAGACCUUCAUAGAACAAGGAAAGCCAAAGCAUCAGCUUGGUACAUACACACUCCUUCCAGGCUCAUUCAGAACAAUUGAAAUGAAACCACAGAGACCUGGCUGGUGGCUUUUAGACACUGAAGUGGGGGAAUAUCAGCAAGCAGGGAUGCAGGCAUCCUAUUUGGUUAUAGAGAAAGAGUGCAGGAGUCCAAUGGGUCUAGCAGGUGGAGUUAUACUCGAUUCACAAAUCAGCGCUUCAGAUCAUAUAGAGUACUGGGAACCCAAGUUAGCCCGAUUAAACAAUUCUGGAACAUACAAUGCUUGGAGCACUACAAUGAAAGAACAACAACUCCCUUGGAUCCAGGUGGACUUUCAAAGACAAGUUCUGUUAACUGGAAUACAGACGCAGGGAGCCAAGCAGUUUUUAAAGUCCUUGUACAUCCAGAAGUUUUUUAUUGUUUACAGCAAAGACAAACGGGUGUGGAGCACCUUCAGAGGAGACAGCUCUCCAGCACAAAAGAUUUUUGAAGGUAAUUCCGAUGCCUAUGGGGUAAAAGAGAACAACAUUGAUCCUCCUAUUAUUGCUAGGUACAUCAGAGUCUACCCAAUCCAGGCCUACAACAGGCCUACGCUUCGCAUGGAACUUCUGGGCUGUGAAGUAGACGGUUGUUCUUUGCCACUUGGAAUGGAAAAUGGAGACAUCAAGAAUACCCAGAUAACAGCCUCAUCUGUUAAGACAUCCUGGUUUAACACAUGGGACCCUUCACUUGCUCGUCUCAAUCAGAAAGGAAAGAUUAAUGCCUGGCGAGCCAAGGUGAACAACAACCAACAGUGGCUGCAAAUUGAUCUCCUUACAAUUAAAAAGAUAACUGCUAUUGCUACCCAGGGGGUCAAGUCCAUAACUGCUGAAAACUUUGUGAAAACCUAUGUUAUCCUAUACAGCGACCAUGGCUUAGAGUGGAAAUCCUAUACAGAUGGUUCAAGCUCAGUGGCAAAGGUUUUCUUGGGUAAUGAAAACAGCGACAGGCAUGUCAAGCAUUUCUUUAACCCACCCAUCCUGUCCAGGUUUAUCCGCAUUGUUCCAAGAACAUGGUAUCAUGGUAUUGCCCUUCGGGUAGAACUCUAUGGCUGUGAUUUUGGCGGGGGUCUGGCUGUGAAAAGGACUGACAAGUCUGGGAGCUCUUAA